AUGAACAAAGACGCGACGAGCUGGUUUUCAAAUCUUCCCGCCGAGACCAUCGACAGCUUCGACGAUCUCAGCACGGCAUUCAUGAAACAUUUUGGCAUGUUUAUGUCAAAAGGCAACACCAAUCUUUUCACUAUGGCACAGGGAAAAGAUGAGCCUCUUCGCGAGUUCGUCGAGAGAUUCAAAACAGCAGCAGCAGAGCACUCAGACAUCCCUGACGCGAUAGGAAUCAAAGCUUUCGAAAACGGCUUUGGUUCGAAUCAAAGUUGA
This is a messenger RNA of Microthlaspi erraticum, 267 nucleotides long. The record is from the annotation of a GenBank genome assembly. Lineage: Eukaryota; Viridiplantae; Streptophyta; Magnoliopsida; Brassicales; Brassicaceae.